AUGGCUCAUCAAGACAUGUCUGUUGUCAUGUCCGCCACAUUGUUGGCACUAUUAGCCAUCACGUUGUGGCGGUUCCGGGGCCGACCAGAGAUUGACCACCUCGACAAAAUUGCCAUCUCUGUGUCAGCCACACUUGCUGCCCUUGUCCUGCUCGCAAUUUGGCGGCGGCCACAAACAAAGAUCGAGUCCUCACCUCUACCGUCUGGAUCGAGGCCCAGUGGCGCCAGUUUCUCCUAUGAGCCAUUGGAAGAAGGGCAAAUCCGACUGCUCCAAUUUUGCCCACAGGAAGUAGGUGAGGAAGAUUCGCUUUGUGUCAAACUCUUUCACGCGAAGCUAAGCAUGGCCCCUGAGUAUGUGGCCCUUUCUUAUUCUUGGGGAAGUGACGAUGAGACGACGGCUGUCGAGAUAGUCGUCAAUCACCAGAGAUACAGGGUCUCACAACAUCUUGCGGAAGCUCUGCAUAGAAUGAAGAUGAACAACAUCACCAACAUCUGGGUGGACGCCAUAUGUAUCAACCAGCGUGACAUAAUCGAAAAGAGUAAAGAGGUGACAAGGAUGUUUACGAUCUAUCGUACGGCCACAAUGGUUGUCAUUUGGCUUGGACAAGACAUUGGUCUGGACGGAGAUGCGCAGAGAUUCAUCGACCUGGUCCACGACUUUGACCAGCCUUGGGAGAAGCAUCAUGACGAUGUCAAGACGUUGCAAACUGCUUUGAGUGGACUGGAGCGGUUUUUGUUACAGCGCUACUGGAGUCGCGUUUGGAUUAUCCAAGAAGUCGCAGCAGCGAGAAGAGCUCGCGUGUUCUGGGGCCCUUAUACGGUUGAACUGCCAUCCUUAGAAGCCCUAAUGAGAGAGCACCUUGAGUGGAUUGGGGACCUCGCUGUUGUGCCGAGAUAUGCUCAGACAGUUUUAUCUGUUCGCGCAGCAUGCCGAGCACAGCAGCAGCCUCGGUUGCUGGAGAUAUUGGCCAUGACCAGUGACUCAGAGACCAGUCAUUUGCGAGACAAGGUGUACGGUCUUCUCGGUCUGGCGUUUGACUGGACCAUCUAUGUCCGAGAGCCGAAUUACUCGGAGCAUGUUUCGGAAAAUAGUCUUUGCUUGGAGAUGACAGGUGCUCAUAUCAGCUGGUACAGUUCGGCAGAUAUCAUCUUCUUGAGGAGCAUGCACCCUGCUCAGCGAACAUUGCCCUCAUGGUGCCCCGACUAUUUCCACCUCCAGGUUGACGACUUCGACAAGAACUUGCUUUCAUAUGUGUGCUUCAAAGAUGUCAAUUUGGCAUGGGAGAAAAGACGAGCGUUUGGAGCUUCCGCCAGGAUGAGCGAAGUCAUGCCCGACACGUUUCACAUAUCUGGCAACAGACUCACAUUGAAGGGUAACUGUUUGGGUCGGAUCACCGCUCUAGGCAGCAUAUUGGGGGAAGGUGCAGGAAACUGCAAGCUUGACCGUCAUUCUCCAGCGGUCGAAGCCACGGUCACAGAAAUUGCAAAGGCUUUCCGGCGACUACUUUUGCUCUGCCAUAGUCAGACUUUUGGACAUCUCAGCGGGCUAGACUUUCUCGCGUUGCUGUACGCGCUUCCUGGAGAGGCAUUCGGGAGUGUCCAGUGCACGGACCUGAGAUCAUGGCUAGCCGACCACGAGGAAUUCUUCCUGAUGUUCGGGCUCAAAUUCCAACCUGUGCCUAGCCGCGACGGAAUCGCGGUCAAGAUACGUGGCAGAGCCGAAUCCUUCUGUAUCCGGGAAGAGUGGAAGGAGUACUUUGGGCUGAACGAUGCCAACGCAAGAACUUCGACUCGUCGGCGACGUGAGUAUCCUCUGGACUCUGUGCUGAAAUCCAUAGACUUGACUCUUCAGGAGCGCCUUCGGCUUAUGUGCAUCCGUGAUCAGACUCUCCUCGGUUGGGCCCAUCGGGAUGCUGAGCUCGGAGAUGUGGUAUGGCAUCUGGAGGGGUGUACUUUGCCAGCCAUACUUCGGAGAUCUCCAGCGCUGUCAGAAGAGCAUGGGAUGGACAUCUAUCAACUUGUUGGCCAUGCCUACGUCGACCCAGUCAUGGCGAGUGGACGGUGGAUAGCGAGGGAAAACAAAAGCCGGCUGGUUCAUAUCUGUUGA
This is a messenger RNA of Capronia epimyces CBS 606.96, 2106 nucleotides long. RefSeq lists its product as uncharacterized. The transcript has a single exon. Lineage: Eukaryota; Fungi; Ascomycota; Eurotiomycetes; Chaetothyriales; Herpotrichiellaceae. The record is from RefSeq and is a predicted model, not a curated record. The coding region runs from base 1 to 2106 and encodes 701 amino acids.